Messenger RNA from Trichoderma atroviride IMI 206040, 4566 nucleotides. NCBI's taxonomy places the organism in Eukaryota, Fungi, Ascomycota, Sordariomycetes, Hypocreales, Hypocreaceae. The record is from RefSeq and is a predicted model, not a curated record.
AUGUCUGCCCAAAACCCUCUAUUCUCCCAGGUCUUCAACUUUGGCGGCCCAAAUCAGGAUGGGGUAGACCUUCGAACCGGCUUAUACUGGCGCAAUUUGGAACUCUAUCAAGUACCAAGCGAAGCACUGAACUGUCCUUCUCUACAACUUUCGCUCCGUUAUAACUCUUUGGACUCCGACAACAUUGGCUUUGGACAAGGCUGGAAGUUCAACCUUUCUUCGUAUAGUCGAGCUUCGAACACUCUUAUACUAUCAACGGGAGAACAUUUUCAAGUCGCAGAGGCAGGAAGUUCCGCGACAGUGGUUGAUCAAAAGCUGAAGAACUUUCAAUUCAAGAAGAAAGGCUCUGAUUAUUACCUUAUUCAUAAGAGUGGAAGGAUUGAAGUAUUAUCUCACAACAAUAAUAACUUCAAUGAGGCGGUGCCGAUCGAGCUUCAUGCCCCCAAUGGACGCGCCCUUCAACUGUCUUGGAUUCAAGUGGAAGGACAGACACGACUUCAAACCAUUCAAGACAAGUCACGAAUGCUACUUCAGAUAGAGUACACAAAGUCUAAGACAGAAGUAAUUCGAGCUCCUGGUACCAUUGAGACGAGCACGUUGACUCUCAUCCAAAAUAGUGCCAAGCUGCUAGAUCAACUUCAGUUGCCACUAGACGAAGGUUUCUGGGGUUUUACAUACCAAACGCUCGGGGGAAUUACUUGUCUUAUCGGAGUAAAAAGCCCAGCUGGACUUAUUGAAGAGAUAAAAUACGAAGAAAAGGGCCAUAGAAUGCCGAAUAGAGGGUCAUAUCGAUAUAUACCUUGUAUAGCCCAGCAUACUCUUCGGCCAGGAAAUUUGCAGCCGCCCAUAGUCACCAAGUAUAGCUACUCAGAUCAGAAUUUCCUUGCUUACAAGGGUGUCCGAGAUUGGAAGCAAGGAGAAGAUAACUUGUAUCGAGCUGGAAAUACUUACCAGUACUCAGUGAGCGCACAAAUUCUAGGUGGGCAACAGACGAAGUAUGUCUAUAACAACUUCCACCUUCUCAUCUGCACCCGACAACAUCAUGGAAAACAUUCUAUUACUACAGACAUUGGGUAUCAUACGUUGAAUGAUGCUUCGUUUCAACAUCAACCUGCUACAUGUCAGUUACCGAAGAAAAUACAGACGGUUUACUUGAACGCCGACGGAAGUUCGCGUACGGAAACAAGCCAAUAUGCUUUUGACGAGUGGGGAAAUGUUAUACAAAAGAUCGAGCUGUCUGGGAUUCGGAUCGAUUGUAUUUAUUAUCCAGCGAGUGGAGAGAAGAGUUUCUGCCCAGCCGAUCCCAAUGGGUUUCAGCAAUAUCUAAAAAGCGAAAAGAUUACACCAGCACCAAGAGUCGCAUCCAUAUCAGACUUCAAACAAGCUCCCAUCCAAAAUUAUAUAUAUAAAUACUGUGAGCUUCCUACAGUAAAUGAAGCCGUCAUGGCCUAUUAUGUCGCCGUCCAUGAAAUGCAAAGGUUGGAAGAGGAUUGUUCUUUGAUCAGCGUGAGAAACAUUUACAUAAAUGAAAAAGACAAAACAGAUCACCAUGGGCGGCUCCAACAGCAAAUUAUACAAUUGAAAGGUAAAUAUGAAACGAAACAUGCCUGGAAAUACUCGAAUCUAUCUGCCAAUCAACUCAAGAAAACCACGGAGAUUACCACUUAUGACCACCAUACCGAGCAAAGUGCCACAGUACUGUCUACGAAUACCGGUUUUGCUGUUUCUCACAGAGGUAAAAAUGGAAUUGAACGACAUGUUCAAUAUGACAAGAUAGGCAGAAUAACCCUAGCCAUGGUAUCUCCGGGGAAAAGACCUUAUGAGGCAGUUAUGAAGAAUGAAUAUACUAUCACAGAAGGGGCAUCUGGGUACAGUAUAACGACAACAGACUUCCAAGGUCUUCAGAUUCGCCACCACACAGAUGGUUUAGGAAGAAUAUGCCGUAUCGAAAGGCAAGACGAUUCUGACGGAGUGCUUGGGCCAUUCCGCGCUAUUCAAGAGCGAAAGUAUAAUGGACUCGGGCAGUGCAUCGCGAUAAACAGCAUUGACUGGCUAAAAGAGGGCGAUAAAAGUAUCGAGCAGCGCAACGAACGAAGAUUGGAAUAUGACGAUUGGGGUUGCCUCUGCAAAAUGACUGAUAACAGUGGUGCAGUCAUUUUAGCCAAAACUGAUCCCGUGUCUAUGACUCAUGUCGAGGGUAUUCAAGGCGAAGGCAAAACUAAAACCAAACUCAAUAAAUUUGGCGCAGUCUCACGAAAGGUCUUAUUAAAAAGCGACAGCAAAGCAUACAAGAAAGUUGACUAUACCUAUGAUGGGCUGGGACGCCCCGUUGAAAAGAGGGACAACUCUAACAAUAUCACGGAAUAUCAGCUUGACGGCUUUGACCGGCUAGUUCAGACUACUUAUCCAAACGGUCGCAAAAUUUUCAUUCAAUACGCAGCUCAUAGCAUGUCUGCCUUGCCUGUUUCAACUAAAGUUGAUGAUUACACUAUGGGCACUCAAACAUUUGAUGGAUGGUGUCGAAUUACAACCCAGACUUUGGGUACUCGUACCACUCGUAUGACUUAUAAAGGAAAUGAGCAAAACCCAGCUACCAUUCAGACAUCUCAAGGGAAUAAAUUGGAUUUUAGCUAUGAUCAUGCUCUCGAUGGCGCUGUUACCAGCAUGAAAAGUAAAGAUGAGCUGGAAACAUACCAAUAUGACCGAAGAUCGUCAGCUUUAUUGGCCCUCAGAAGCUCGUUCGCCGCCGAAUUGCGAGAGUAUUCACCAUCCGGACUCUUGGUAAAAGAGAAUACCCAAAUGGACCUCAAGAAACAAUUUUCAACACAGUCUACGUAUUCAAUGGCGGGCAAGUUGAGAACUUACACAGAUGUGCAUGGUCAAAAGCUGGAAAUCCAGUACGACCAAUUUGGUCGUCUAAAGCAAGUGGUGCAAGGAGACUCUAGGACCACAUUCGCCUAUGAUGAGAGCAAUCGCUUGUCUGAGAAAUGUUGUUAUGAUGGGAAAGAACAAAGCCUAAGAACGAGUCUUAAAUAUGAUGAGUUUGGCAGAGAAAUUGAGCGGAUCAUCUAUGCAGGAAAAGCACUGCUCUACCAGUCAGGACAGACUUUUAACGAAAUGAGCCUUCUCACAAAUCGCACUAUGAAGGGCGACAAAGAUAAAUUGCUGAAGGAAGAGAGUUUCGAGUACGAUCAGCAGUCCCGCUUAGUCGAUUACAAGUAUCAGGGAGCACAACCAAUGAUAGACGAAGCAGGGCAAAAGAUUUCAAGACAGCAGUUCAGCUUUGACAAAUAUGACAAUCUAGUAAAGAUUGUGAAUACUUUUGAAGACCAAUCUCAAAAUACCCGAAGCUAUCUUUAUAAUCCCGAAGAUCCAACGCAAUUGACCAAGAUAACUAAUACGCAUACAAAGUAUGCGACCGAAGUUGCUUUAGUGUAUGACAGAAACGGGUGUCUGAUCCGAGAUGAACAAGGCCGCAAGCUUAAUUAUGACGCUAAAGGUCGUUUGAGUAUGGUAUCUGAUGCUAAGGAUAAGGUACUGAGUCAAUAUUAUUACGAUGCGAGCGACAAAUUAGUUUGUCAAAAAGCAGGCUUACUGAACACCUAUCUCCACUACCGGGGUAACACACUUGUUGCUAUCACGAGCGGAGAUGAGAAAAUAAAUAGCCAUCAGUCAAUCUUGGCAUGGUAUGAUACGCAGAAACUGGACAGCAUCAAGCAGCAGCAGUACAUGCCUUAUGGAUAUGGUACAUCAGGCUCUCUUGGCUUCAACGGUCAGUGGAAGGAUCCUAUCACUGGUUGGUACCAUCUUGGCAAUGGGUGCCGCGUAUACAAUCCCGUUUUGAUGCGCUUCCACAGUCCAGAUCAAUGGAGUCCGUUUCUCUCUGGAGAGAUCAACCCUUAUGCUUACUGUUUAAACGACCCUGUCAACUACGUCGACCCCACGGGACAUGUCAGCAUUUCUGGCACGAAUGACUCGCGAGGAGACAGCAGCUUUUUGUCGCAGCCGCUAGGCCCCUUGCAAGCAACAUUUAAAGAAGGCCCUCUUCUUAAUGGUCCUGCGGGACAACCGCCGUGGACAGGCCAGGUUGCCUAUCUUGAUUCAAUCAAUGGCGUCCCAGGUCUCCAGAGUUUCAUGACUCACGGCGAUACUAGUGGUAGGCUGCCUGAAUGGAGGAACACGGUUCAAAACGGCGCGAUCGUGGAAGGGCUCUGGGGAGAUACUGCAACGAACGUGGUGCAAGAUACCAUCUUGCCAACAAUACAACAUAACAUAAACCACAAAGCUGGAUUUCUUCCGCAACAACUAGGGAAGCCAAUCUACCUGUUCUCAUGUAACGGAGCCGAUUCAAUACCUUUUGGCGGGCAGCAUUUAGUACCAACGGGGCAAAGAGUCGCUAAUGCGCUCAAUCGAGACGUAAUUGCUUUCCACGGCGAGCUAAACGUUCUUCUCGAGUUCAGAUCAGCAAAUAUAGGCACGAUCCAUAACAUAUUGGAGACUGAUGGGAGAGUACAAAAGGUGUAUGGGUAUGAUAGGAUACGGGCAUUUCAGCUUCAAAACGGAUGA